Molecule: messenger RNA, 2056 nt
Organism: Acyrthosiphon pisum (pea aphid)
Lineage: Eukaryota; Metazoa; Arthropoda; Insecta; Hemiptera; Aphididae
Product: fatty acyl-CoA reductase wat
Exons: 12
Coding region: 295-1863 (522 amino acids)
Biological process (GO): long-chain fatty-acyl-CoA metabolic process
Cellular component (GO): peroxisome
Molecular function (GO): alcohol-forming very long-chain fatty acyl-CoA reductase (NADP+) activity
Source: RefSeq, a predicted model, not a curated record
GGAGAAUCGCCGCAGUCCACGUUAAACUAUAGAGCAAACGGAUUAGCCUAAUUUGCUAAACGGAUUAGUCAUUUUUCGAACUUUAUUAUUGGGAAUAUUUUAUCUAUUUAUGUUUUGAAUUACAAUAGCAUACUUCAAUACUAAAUAAAUUAAUAUUUGUAUUUUGAAUAAACACGAUAUUUUGUCCUGUAAAUUACACAAGUUCGAAUAGUGAAAUUUCCACUAAACCGUUAAGAUUCCAAAAAAGUUUUAAAAAAUUAUACGCAGCAGAUUCUUUGCCUCGAUAUUCCAGUCAUGGACAUCUACAAUUCAAACUGCGAAAGUACAACUCAAUUAUCAGAAAUUCAAUCAUUUUACAAUGAUACGACAAUAUUUUUAACUGGUGGUACUGGAUUCAUGGGAAAUUUAAUACUGGAUAAAUUGAUAAGGACUUGUUCGGGAGUGAAAAGAAUUUAUAUUUUAAUCAGAGAGAAAAAAGGAAAAACAAUAGAAGAAAGAUUUAAAGAACUCUUCGAUGACCCUGUAUUUGAAUUAAUGAAAAAAGAACAACCAAACUUUUUAGAAAAGAUCACUGCAGUUAUCGGUGAUUGUGCUUUGCCAAACAUGGGAAUCGAAGAAAAAUAUAUAAACAUUAUUAAAGACGAAGUAAACAUAGUAAUACACUCCGCUGCUACUGUACGGUUUGACGAACAUUUAAGAAUAGCUGUCAACAUUAACAUAAUUGCCUUACAAGAUAUAUUGAAAAUUAGCCAAAACAUUAAAAACUUGAAAGCUUUCGUUCAUAUUUCAACUGCUUAUUCCAAUUGUGCUGGAAGGGAAGUUGUGGAUGAGAUAUUCUACAAACCACCUAUAACUGGAGACAAGUUAUUGCAGGUCGUUAACAGUCUGGACGACGAAUACAUCACUAGAAUUACGCCUUCGUUACUAGGAGAAUGGCCAAAUACUUACGCGAUGACUAAAGCGAUUGCCGAGGGCGAAAUAAUGACUUAUGGCAAAGGGUUACCAAUUGGAGUUAUUAGACCGUCAAUGAUUAUCGCCACUGAUAAUGAACCUGUUCCUGGAUGGAUCAACAAUUUCUAUGGGCCGACAGGAGUUGUAGCAGCCACCGGCAUUGGUCUCAUGAGGUGUAUGAAUGCCGAUUCAACUAAAACAGCCGAUAUCGUGCCUGGAGAUUAUGUCAGCAAUGCCGUGUUGGCUUGUGCUUGGGAUAUUCACAACAAAUGGAAAGAACAAAACGCCUCUAACGAAAUGAAAGUUGAUAACUUAGAAAAAGAAACAUUAAUUGAUCCACCUAUUUACAAUUUCGUAUCAUCAAGUGCCAAUCCAUUGACAUGGGGAGAAUUUUCGGCGUUGAACAAAAAAUACGGUUGCGAAGUGCCUUCUGUAAAAGCGAUUUCACCAAUUCUGUUGAGAUUAUCCAAAAACAAAUACGAAUACCAAAUUUUAUGUUUUAUCCUCCACAUAAUACCAGCAUUUAUAAUUGAUUCUUUAGCCAAACUCACCGGAAAGAAACCUCUAUUAAUGGAAGGAUAUAGAAAAAUGCACAAAUUCUCCGAAGUUAUAUCUUACUUCAGUUUAAAAUCGUGGACAUUUAACGAUAAUAAUACGAGGUCUUUGGUACAAAAAUUAUCCAAAUUAGAUCAGACUCUUUUCAGAUUCGAUUUAACCAAAUUGAGCUGGAAUGAAUAUUUUAAAAAACACGUAAUAGGUAUUCGAAUGUAUAUUGUAAAAGAUCCAAUGGAAACAUUAUCAGAAGGAAGAAAAUGGAAUCAAAAAUUAUGCAUUGCUUACUACACAUUAUUAUCCAUUUUAGCUGCCACAUUUUUAUUAAUACUGUAUGGAAUUUGUAAUUUGUUUAUAUAACAACAAUUGUUGUUAUAACUCCUAGAAUCUCAGUCAUAUGUACGGUAAAAUCGAAUCAUCAUAUUUAUUGUUCAAUAUUUUACUUACAUAAUAUUAUUAUAAUGAAUAUUUCAUUUUUUUUUUUUUGAUAUGCCUACAUUUAUAUACCUAUACUUUAUACAUUUUAAUAUAUUUACCUAUUUUUGAUACUUGA